This is a messenger RNA of Schistosoma turkestanicum, 317 nucleotides long. The record is from the annotation of a GenBank genome assembly. NCBI's taxonomy places the organism in Eukaryota, Metazoa, Platyhelminthes, Trematoda, Strigeidida, Schistosomatidae.
GCAGUCUGUUUGAUCAGUUUCCUUUUUUAUGUUGAAUAGGUUCGUGAAAUGAUAAGCGACUUCAAGAAAACUUUGAUUCAGUCAUUGUCAUCGAAAUCAUGGCCUAGUGAAGAAGACAGAAGUGGCGUUCUUAAAUCGGUUGAGAACAUUAGUGUGUCAACAGAGAACUUAGAUAGAUUCCUUGGAGAUACCAUCGUACCACCGUCGGAUAGAAUUGAAAAAAAUAUGUCGGAAGGUAACUACUUCAUGAAUGUCUACAAUUCUCAAAAAACAAACUACCUUGAUUCAAUAUACAGAGUCUCAGUCAUAAACGUUCA